UUUUAUAGGACGAAGGCUCAUCUUUACUCUCUUUCUCCUUCUCUGAUCUGCCAUCAGAGAACGAAAUGCGGUGCCGUCACCGGGAAGCGAUCGUCUUAUUCCUCCUCCUCGCGGCGGUGCUAUCGCCGGCGGGAAAGUGGUGGGCGGUGGCGGUGGGUGUGAACUGGGGGACUUCCUCCUCGCAUCCCCUCCCGCCGGAGAAGGUUGUCUCCGGACUCCUCCAUUCGAACAAUAUCACCAAUGUGAAGCUCUUCGACGCCGAUCCCGCCGUUCUCGAGAGCCUCGCCGGCUCCGGUAUCAAUGUGAUGGUCGGAAUCCCAAACAGUAUGCUCGCGCCUCUCAACUCCUCGAAGAAGGCGGCGGCGAGCUGGGUCCAUGAUAACAUCACCCGUUACUUUCCCAAUGGCGGAGUCGAGGGCCGCGUGCGAAUCAAGUACAUCGCUGUUGGUGACGAGCCGUUCCUCCUCUCCUAUGGCCAGCAAUUCCAUCCCUUCAUCAUCGGCGCCACCAUUAACGUUCAGCUUGCACUGCUCAACGCCAACUUAGCCGAUAAAGUGAAAAUCAUUGUUCCCUGCAGCUCCGAUGUCUUCCAGUCCAACUCCACCCUCCCUUCCACAGCUCACUUCAGAGAAGAUCUCAACACAACCAUGUCUCAGCUCCUCUCCUUCCUAAACCGCCACCCCUCGCCCUUCGUCAUCGACAUCCACCCUUUUCAAACCUUCCAACAAAACCAAAACCUCUCCAUCGAUUACUUUCUCUUUCGAUCCAGCACACAUCGACACGGCAAGUACACGAAUUUCCUCGACUCGACCCUCGAUGCUCUAGUUUCUUCACUGACCAAGGCUGGUUUUGGAGACAUGGAGAUCAUCAUUGGUAGGAUUGGCUGGCCUACCGACGGAUCGGUAAAUGCCACGGCCGGCUUUGCUCGAACCUUCAUGCAAGGUUUACUCGAGCACCUAAAGAAGAAGGUUGGCACGCCGUUGCGGCCAAACAGAGUUGUAUCAGAGACCUAUGUCUUUAGUCUUCUGGAUGAAGAUCGCCGCGAUAUAGCCACCGGAAACUAUGAAAGGCACUUCGGCAUCUUCACCUUCGACGGACAGGCGAAGUAUGAUGUCGACUUCGGGGAAGGCUCGAAGAAACUAGCCAGUGCUCAGAAUGUGGAGUACCUCAGCUCCAGGUGGUGCGUGGUGAAUAACAAUAAGGAGUUAUCAAAUGUUUCUGUUAGAGCCAUGGAUGCUUGUUUUGAAGCUGACUGCACAGCUCUAUCUAAUGGGGGAUCAUGCUCCAGCCUUGCCUGGCCUACAAAUAUCUCUUAUGCCUUCAACAGCUAUUACCAGCAGCAUGAUCAGGGAGCCGAGAGCUGCGAUUUCGACGGCCUCGGUUUGAUCACGACCGUCGAUCCAUCGGUUGGCGACUGCAUCUUCGCCGUUCAACUUCACACGUCCUUCGCUGCCUCUGUUCUUCGAUUUCGAAUGCCUCUUUGGUCUGCAACUGUGAGUUCAUUCUUCCUCUUUAAUUUGGUAAGGUAGGAUUGGAAGAUUUACAUACAUGCCACUGAAUUCCUAUGAAUUUACAUGUCUAACAGCUAAACUUCGAUUUUUACGUAGAUGCCGCCUUAUCUAUGCAUGAAAAUUUGUAUUUCACUUUUUAAAAGUGAUUUUUUUUUUGGUGUGCUAUGAAAGAUGUGGGUGGUAUAAAU
Molecule: messenger RNA, 1699 nt
Organism: Phalaenopsis equestris
Lineage: Eukaryota; Viridiplantae; Streptophyta; Magnoliopsida; Asparagales; Orchidaceae
Product: glucan endo-1,3-beta-glucosidase 9
Biological process (GO): carbohydrate metabolic process
Cellular component (GO): plasma membrane
Molecular function (GO): hydrolase activity, hydrolyzing O-glycosyl compounds
Source: RefSeq, a predicted model, not a curated record